GUGAAUGAUUAACUGUGAGGAGGGAUCAGAGUGAGACAAAACACUGUCACUGCCACAAAAGGGAAGCGGACGUAAGGGACAAAAGCGCAGCUCAUAUUCAAAACAACACUGGCAUGUUUCUAUCUCUACACCUGGAUGAAGACAGCAUCUGAAAUAAGAGGCGUAGUUGGGAACUGGCUGGAAAAAUGGUGACUCUGAAACAUUUAAGUGUUAAAGGCAAUGAUGAAGACAGCGUUCCUCUGUUACCGGAAGCUAGCAGCUUGGAGAGCCCAACCACCCAACACCACGGGGCAGAGUCCAGAGAAUUCUUCCUCAGCCGGAGGAACAACUUCAUUUUAAGCGUUUUUCUGUUGUUGAGCUGUUACUCUGCACUUUUGGUUCCUGCGUAUCUGCCAACCCCAGAGCCCAUCUGGACUAAUGACAGCUCUGCUGAAACUCUGGCUCUGCUGAAUCAGUCAGCGGCUCUGCUGUCUCAGUCAUGCCGCAGUAGCUGGAGUGUGGAGAGGGUGAUGACGCUUGGUACACCGACUGGGCUGCUGAAGAUCCCCGUGUUCCUGGAGAAUGGCACACAGGACUGGGCACUGCCUCCUCCUCUGGGUCUGCAAGGUAGUGAGGAGAUAGUGGCUCAGGCCAUGAAAGCUUUGCCUUAUACUGGUGUACCUACUGGCCCAGAGACCUGCAGGAGAUGCGUGGUGGUUGGAAGCGGUGGCAUUUUACGUGGCAAAAAUCUUGGACCUCAUAUAGACCAGUACAACAUUAUCAUCAGAGUGAACGAUGCUCCAGUAUUUGGAUUUGAGAGAGACGCUGGCUCUAGAACUACCAUUCGGCUCAUUUAUCCAGAAGGGGCUCCUUCCCUGUUACAAGAAUACAAGAAUACUGAAGUGGUGGCUUUGGUCGUAUUCAAGAGCUUAGAUAUAGCAUGGCUCACCUCUGCAGUAACCAAAGAACCUUUGAGUUGGUGGUCUAAAUUAUGGUUCUGGAGGGAAGUAAUAGACACGAUACCUCUUCAACCAGAAAAUGUUCGCAUCCUGAAUCCUGAAAUCAUGUACAGGACUGGACAGGUGCUGCAAACCUAUGCAGAGAAACAGAAAAAGAUGGUGCCGACCCUGGGUAUAACGGCAGUAGUUCUGGCCCUGCAGGUGUGUGAUGAGGUGAGUUUAGCUGGAUUUGGAUACGACCUGCAGCACCCUGGAGCUCUGCUGCAUUACUAUGGGUCUCUCCGCAUGGACGCCAUGAGGGCACAGGUGGUUCACGACGUCAGCGCUGAGACCAUCUUACUGCGGGAGCUGGUUAAAGCUGGAGCGGUGCGAGACCUCACCGGUGCACUGUAAUGACUGCAGAGACUCUGAAACAGCUACAUGUAGAAGUUAAAAGAGAUGAGAAACCACAGAAACAGACCUGCUGGAAGACAAUAGUAUCGAUCUUAUAAAUUCCCUGUAAAAUGUGAAAAUUUCAGGGCAAAUUUACUAAAUUGUCUAAUUUGGCGGUAAAAUGUGACAUAGAUAUUACCCAAAAAACAUAAUAUACAAACAAAGGCAUUUAAAAAGUGAAAAUGACUACUAAAAUAAAAUUAAAACCAAAGCUACUAUAAUACACAUUUAAAUAUAGCUUUAUAAAAGAUGACAAAAGAUUUAUUCAGAUAAAUUUUAUAUUUAUUUAUCUUGGAAAACUGAUUACAUAGUGUAAAAACAUUUUUUAACAGAACAUUACAUAUAUAUCCAAACAAUAUUGUAUUAAAAUGUUUGAGUGUGAUAAUCGGUCCUGAAAAAUAUCACAUAUUUCUAAAACAAAGCAGUGGGUUAAAAACAAACACACUUUCAUUAUGUACAUCAUAUUUAACUUAAUCUCUGAACUAAAAUUUAAAUAUAGGGAAUAUUUUGUUGCAUUUCUGUAACACAUUCAUGAUCAUUAAUUACAGCUAGAAAAAAAGUGCUGACAUAAUGGAAGGAGAGAAACCAUCUGCUAUUGCAAUACAAUGGAUAUUUUUGACAGCAGGAUAAAUAAAUUGUAAUUGUCUUAAGAAUUAGAUUUGUGUAUUUCAGCUUUAACUUUACAACCAUUAAAAAA
This is a messenger RNA of Ctenopharyngodon idella (grass carp), 2067 nucleotides long. It is a transcript of the gene st3gal7, whose product is annotated as ST3 beta-galactoside alpha-2,3-sialyltransferase 7. The record is from RefSeq and is a predicted model, not a curated record. The transcript has 7 exons. Lineage: Eukaryota; Metazoa; Chordata; Actinopteri; Cypriniformes; Xenocyprididae. Gene Ontology annotation, molecular function: lactosylceramide alpha-2,3-sialyltransferase activity. Bases 186 to 1331 code for a protein of 381 amino acids.